Molecule: messenger RNA, 2448 nt
Organism: Heterotrigona itama
Lineage: Eukaryota; Metazoa; Arthropoda; Insecta; Hymenoptera; Apidae
Source: the annotation of a GenBank genome assembly
AUGAAAAACUCGGUGGACUAUGUGAAGGCAAUCGAGGGUGGCGUUCAACCCUCUCAGGUGACUACGUUCUCUGCGAAACGGAAGCUACUUAUAAACUCGAUCAAUCCGUUGGAAUUUGUACUUGUUAUCUCUUGUUCAGUGUUAAUAAAUUUUCUGGAAAUCAAACAAGCUUUGGUACUCUAUUUGUGAAUUUUGGAGAUAUUUAAAUAUUCACACACACACACACACAUAUAUCUUGAUAUAUCAGUAUUGAUCAGAGAUGUAGGAUCGAUAAAUAUCAAUAUACAGAGAGACGUAGGGAUCGAGAAAUUACGAUGAGGGUUAGACGUUAGGGGAUUUAAUUUCCCUAGUAUGCUAAUUACAAGUGCAAAUAUACAUACUUGUAGGUACUCGAGAGCUUAGGUUUAAUGGAUCUUAAGCGCAAAGAAAUUUAGGUCACCGGUACUCUGAGGUACUUGAGAGUUCAAAGGAGUACUGGGUAUAGAGAAAUUUAAAUGAUGACACUUGAAAAUUUAGAUUUCACUGAUUUUCGGUGUAAAGCUCAAAAGACUCUGACUUUUAACCGGCAAAGAAAGUUCGGAUCAAAGCGACCUGUCUUUCUCUUUGUCGGUAUCUUUGACUUAUAACAAAGCGAUCUUUCUUUCGCAGGUCAUUGAAACGCAGGUGUACAAACGACGAUGGCUGAUCCUAAUGAUCUUCGUGCUAUAUAGCGCCAGUAAUGCGAUGCAAUGGAUCCAAUACAGCAUCAUCGCGAACAUCAUAACGGCCUAUUACAACGUGUCCAAUUUUUUGGUGGACAUGACCAGCAUGAUUUACAUGAUAACUUACAUUCCAUUUAUCUUUCCAGCGAGUUAUCUGCUCGACAGAUUCGGGCUGAGGUUCGCUGCCUUGGCAGGGGCGAUCGGGACGACGUUCGGAUCUUGGAUAAAAGUGUUCAGCGUAAGCCCAGAUCGAUUCUGGAUCACUUUCCUCGGCCAAUCGUUGGUUGCUCUAAGUCAAACGUUCAUCCUAUCGGUACCAGCUCGUCUGGCAGCUGUUUGGUUUGGUCCGGACCAGGUCAGCAGCGCGUGCAGCAUCGGCGUUUUUGGAAAUCAGGUCAGUCUCCGCCGUUCCGUUCGGUCGAAAAUUCCCCUCCCCUCGGAGCUUUCAAUCAGCUGUCUGCAUUGUGCAUUUCGUAAGAUUAAAACUGGAUGGACACGCGUAUUGAGAUGGAAGGAAAGCGAAUCAAUGUUAAAAGGAAGAUGAAAAGUGUGUAAAUGCGUUCUAGUUCCCGUACUUUCAUGUUCCAGGUUUGUUUCGAUAUUUUAAGAAGAAUUUUCGAAAUUGAAUAAUCUCCGUGGCUCUUCUCGCAUCCUAAACCUAACCCAAAAUGAACGAAAUUAAAUUCUAAAAGCUUUGAUCAAACUAUCUCUUUCUCUCUUCGUAAUUCGAGUCCUUUCUCCGUAACUCGAUUCCAAGUCACUCACUUUGAAAUUGACAAUCAAUUAACUACAGUAAUUACACAUGCCUGUCGAACGUCGUCCUUUUAGAUUCCUUCUCCUUACUUCAUCCAUUUCAAGGCACUUACUUACGUCUUCACCUACGAAAGACGUCCCCCCAAACAUCGUAUCAGGCUAUUGUCUCAAUUACCGUCUCAAAGGUCAACGUCCAUCAAUUGACGGACGUGAUUCCUGCAUUUUCAGUCCGACCGACUGAACUAACAGAGUCGCGUCAUCAAAUACACGCGAUUUCCAUCAAUGAGCACCACGAGUAAAUGAGUCUGUCUCUGGCCCCGUGGAGGUUGUUAACUACUGGUAAAUGGAGCUCGAGUGCACACUACCUGCGCUGUGGUAAAACUCUAUUUCGAGGGACAGGGUCGUUGAAGAGUUAAGCAGUGAUUAGAUGGGAAACAGAGUCGGACCGUGCACCCACGUUUCAUUUCGCGGCGGCGAACAGGGGAACCCGGGCCCCAUCCGUGGAAUUAAACGACACCAGAUUUCAACGAUCUGCACCCCUUUCCCGGGGUAAUAUAAUCUAUUCAAGGUGCACUGUCGGACAGACUAUUUUUUAUUACGACAAAGGUUCUUACUCUUCUGAGAGGAUGUUUUUACUCUUUCUCUGUAGGUAUGAUUUUUAUUCACGACAUGUAAAAAGACUCAAAGUAUCAAAGAUAAAGUACCGGUUCUCAUGUUCGGAGAGUGAAUUGGAUUUAUUAUUAUUACACAUUUCUUCCUCUGUAGGCGUAAUUUUUAUUUACGAUACAUAAAAAGUGUCAAAAGUGGACUUAUUUCGUUUAGAUUCCGAUCCCAUUGUAAUUAAUCAUAUCGACGAUCAAAAGAGUAGAAAUUAUAAUUUUUGUAAGGAGCAAGAGAAUUUUUGAUUUCUGUGACGAAACUUUUAUUGGAAUGCUAUUUGCAGAGUGUAGAGUUAAUAAAGCAGUACACGAUAGCUAUCGUGAAAUUGAUAUAA